Messenger RNA from Periconia digitata, 1422 nucleotides. Lineage: Eukaryota; Fungi; Ascomycota; Dothideomycetes; Pleosporales; Periconiaceae. The record is from the annotation of a GenBank genome assembly.
UUGAUGAAGCGCCAAAAUGCUGUGAGAAACGCUAACGGUUCGCCUUGUAGCUUUCUCAAGCUGUGCAAAACCAAGUACUACAACUUCUCGCCAGUCCACAGCGUCCAACCCAACUUUUCGUUCCAAACCGGCGAUCCGAUCGGCCCCAAUUCCAAAGACAGCGAUGGCGGGCGCUCCAUCUGGGGCCAACUGGACUCAUCGAACCCCGCAAAGAAGACGUUCAAACCCGAGUUCCGACCAAAAUUGAAGCACGAGGAGAUGGGCACCGUCAGCAUGGCCACAGCGCCGGCGCCAGAUGACCCGGACGCGCGAUUCGCUGGCAGCCAAUUUAUCGUCACGCUUGGUCAGAAUAUUGAUUUCUUGGACGGCAAGGCAGCUAUAUUUGGACAAGUCGUGGAGGGUUUUGACACGCUGGAGAAGAUCAACACAGCUUUCAUCGACGACAAGGGCCAGCCGCUGAAGGACAUUCGCAUUCUACACACCGUGGUUCUGGACGACCCAUACGAUGACCCUCCAGGUUUGGUGGAACCACCAGAGAGCCCCGUACCGUCUGCAGCGCAGCUUGCUACUGUGCGCGUGGGGCAUGACGAGAACCUGGAAGAAGAGCGGGACGAGGAAGCCCUGGAGAAGGUGCGACGCGAGCGUGAGGCGCGGGCCCAAGCCCUGACGCUUGAAAUGGUUGGCGAUCUGCCGUUUGCCGAAGUCGCACCCCCGGAAAACGUCUUGUUUGUGUGUAAAUUGAAUCCAAUCACGCAGGACGAAGACCUGGAGCUCAUCUUUUCGCGGUUCGGGAAGAUUCUGAGUUGCGAGAUUAUCCGAGACAAGCAAACAGGCGACAGCUUGCAGUAUGCUUUCAUUGAGUUUUCAAGCCAGAAGGAAUGCGAGCAGGCCUACUUCAAGAUGGACAGUGUUUUGAUCGACGAUCAUCGCAUUCACGUGGACUUCUCUCAGAGUGUAUCCAAGAUUGCUGACGAUUGGCGCGACAAUGCUGUGAAGAAGCGGAGAAAGGCAGCGGGUGGUUUUGGAGGAAUCGACAACCUGGAGAGGAAGAAGCAGUACCGCGAAGGCCAUGGUAGGCAGAUUGCCAGCGAUUCUGUGGUGAACAAUCUCGUCAUGGACCGCGCUGCGCCUGCCAAAGAGGCAGAGGAACGUCCAAAAGUGUCAAAUGGUAGUCGAAGAGACGACCGACGAGGUGAUCGAAGAGAUGAUGGUCCGCGACGCGAGCGGAGGGAGCAAUAUCACGAUGAUCGCUGGAAGAGAGACCGCAGUCGAAGUCCCAGACGGGAUCGUGGUCGCGAUGAUGGGAGGUAUGAAGAUCGCCGACGAGAUCGUAGCAGAGACCGACAGAGGGAUUCUCGUAGAGACAGGAGUCGGGAUCAUUAUGGGAGGGAUGAUAGAGACGGUCGCAGACGACGGGAUUAA